CCUGUCACACAAAGCAAUCAUGCUGUGACCUCUGCCCGUGCCGUUUCCAAGCACUGGCAGCGGUGUGUGUGUACACAAUGGCCGGUCGAUCGAUACAGGAUCUCUGCAUGACACAAAACAGGUUACGCAUUUCACCGUUGAUAAAUAGCUCACUGCACUAUCGGUCGAUGGAAUUCCGGAAUUGUAAUCGCCAUUUUGUGGACUGGCCUUCCGCGAAAUAGUUUGGAAAACCGUAACUUAUUUUGGCAGUUCAAGCGAAACGACAACGGUGAAUUGUUUCUUCAACGUUACGGUUCUCAAUUUCAGUCGAAGUGUAGACUGUUGUGUUGAUUCGCCUAUGACACGUCUGGAUGUGCACUAUGUGAAUCAGAGCUUGAAAUGGUCCACAACUGCGCGAACGGGCCGUAGAUUUGAUGGUUGUGAAAAGUUGACCAAAUCGAGCCGUGUUGGGCCCGUGUUGGUCCAAUAUUUCUGAUUUUAUACUUGACGAUUGACGAUUUUAUACUUGAACAUUCCCUGCUGUCACUAUAGAAAUUAGAAGCCAAUUGAUAUCGGACUUCAACUACCAUGUUCAUAACAGUGCGAUUUGGAGAAAAAGAGGAGGCGUUGUUUAAUCCCAACUGCCGAACCUUGUUACUGCUUGAAAACAUCAAACAGCGAUGCAACUGCGCAGAAGAUGUGGACGUCGAUCUAUCCGACAACGAAGGUAACGUGAAACACCUCCUGGAAACGCCUCUACGAUAUGCAAAUGAGGUGCUCAAGGAGCGGGAAACCUUGGUCUUGGUUCGGGUCGAGAAAAAUGAAGGCAAUCAAAAGCCACACUAUGUUCCUCUUCUGAACGACGUUCAAGCGAUCGACGCUGCCUUUAUGGCGCGGUUAUCGACGAAGGAGAACUUGGGCUCAGGUAGUGCCAAGGGCUCCCGGAGGAAAAACGCCAAGAAAGACGGCACCAGUAAGAGCUCCUCACGCGCCGGGGCAAAGUCCACCACGCCCACCGGACGGAAGGGCUCUAAACGCUAACAGGACAUAAUUCCGAGUUAAAUUUGGAUUAUUUUAUUAAAUAUUUUUGUAUUGUGAAACUUGUACAUUUAGUAAGUAUUUCCAAGGCUAAAAGACUAUGUUGCAGGAUAGCGUGAGAAGCCGUAAAGGCAUAAUAAGAUCAUUUUCAUCUCAAAAGUAAGCUACUGAAUUUUGAAAAAUAACAACAUGAUUGGAUUGAUGAUCACACUGGUACUAAACACCCCGUGAAAUUAUUCCGUCAGGUUUGCUGUAAUUAGAAGAAAUCAAGAAACGUAGGUGAUUUCUGUAUAUGCAAGCUGUACUAGAGCAUGGUUUCAUCAGUUUUGGUGAAACAACGUUAUCCAUGGUCUGGAGAAUUCAAAUUACAAAUGUGUCAAACAAUUGAACAAAUUAAUUCACCAUAAUGUAUUAUAAAUCGAAGAAGACGUAGGUGCCUUAUUAACGUCUUAAGACAUUUACAAUGACGUCGGCAUACAUGCAUGUUUAUGCCUAUCGAGAAGCCGUCCAAACAUCGAACAUUCUCGAGGUUUUGCAAGCGACCGGGUAUCCUACACGGUGUAGGCGCCAGAUAGUUUACUGUAUACGGAUAUUACUAAUUAUAUUAGUUGAGUGCGGUCUUGUAUCUUCGUAGGCAACUCGCUCUCCGCAACGCGUCUACACCGUGACGGCACAGAUAUAUCGCGCACUACACUGCAAAAAUAGUGUGUUUUAUGCACUUUUCUUUGCAAGGUUUUGCUCUCACUUGUAAACAUGACGUUGUGUAAACAUGUUUCAACACUAAACGUAUAAUAGUGUUGAUGUACACCUAAUGUUUGAGCUUCUAAAACGUUUACUUAGUGUUAGUAACUGUGUUUAAUUGCUAAACACAAUCUUAGGAUGAAGUGUAUGCGACAGUGUGCAACGCAUGCUGUCCAUUUUCACCGUCCAUUUUGAUGGUAUGUAAUCAUGUAUUUUCAUUAAAAGAGGGUGAAUUGCUAAACAAUAUGUGUCAAAUGUGUGCAUUUGAUUAGCCGCAGAUGCAAGGUUUUUCAUCAGAGACUGCCAUUUUGGAUAAUACAUAGAAUUGUACUUGAUAACUAUCAGUUAUGUACAAUGUACAACGCGAAACACUAACGGUCGAUAUAAAACUGUUGCGGAUAGUGAAACGUAUGCGUACGUAUCCGUUUGGAUUCGAAACCUAUGUAUUUGUAAAAAUAUGUACCGGUAUUUGAUAUUGUUUUUGUACCUUUAUAAGAAACAGUUAACAGUGAAAACAAAUUGUCGUAGGCCUAAAUUAUUUUCUGCAAUCCGUAGCAAUCCAGCCAUACUCUAUAUUUACCAAAAAGAGUGAUAAUGUGUUUCAAUUAUGCAGUUUUUAUGACUAAUGAUACCGAAAACAGUUGCACUUUUAUAUACGUGGAAGUUGUUCACCAUCACCUUGCACGUAUACAAAAGUGCAACUGUUGUUUCGGUACCAGACUACCAAUUGUCAUAAAUUGCAGAAUUUUGUACAUAGUAUCACUGUUUUCGGCCAAACAAGGAGAAAUGGCUGGAUUGCUAAGGAAUUUCUGUACUGAUCGGUCGUAAUUUGAGCAAGAUAUGCCCAAUAGGUUUGAGUUAUGACAAAAAGUGAUAUAGGGGGACUUUUUUUUUUUUUGGUUGAGUGUAUGAGGACACUUGAAUUGGAUUCAUAAAAAUAAAAACAUUUCCCGACAAUUCAGUUAAUUUUUCUAAA
Messenger RNA from Patiria miniata (bat star), 2734 nucleotides. RefSeq lists its product as uncharacterized. The transcript has 5 exons. Lineage: Eukaryota; Metazoa; Echinodermata; Asteroidea; Valvatida; Asterinidae. The coding region runs from base 568 to 1020 and encodes 150 amino acids. The record is from RefSeq and is a predicted model, not a curated record.